AUGCAACCUGUGUACCCAUCGGAUUCUUGUGCAACCGAGCCGCGUCCAUCCUCCCCGUGCAAGGCAUGGCAUACAGUCAACGGAGAGAAACCUCACACCCUAAAUCCAAGUCAAUCCCAAAGCCCAGAACUUGGUCAGGAAAAACAAACAACUGGUGAUGAAUUGGGGCCCCUUUAUAGUGUCCUGCCAAAUGGCGAAAAGACUUUCGUUAUUAUGACGGGAUCCUUUGCGGCCCUAAUUUCACCUCUUUCUAGCAGUAUUUAUCUACCAGCGCUCCCCUCCUUGGCUAACGACAUGGAUGUUUCUGUGUCGCUGAUAAACCUGACUAUCACCACAUAUCUGAUAUUCCAAGGUCUCGCACCUUCUUUCAUUGGCAGCUUUUCUGAUAUUUAUGGGCGUCGUCCUGCAUAUAUCAUUGCAUUUGUCAUUUAUCUUGGAGCUAAUGUUGGCCUCGCUUUGCAAAACAACUUCACGGCCCUAAUGAUUCUGCGCUGUAUGCAGUCCUCGGGCAGUAGUGGCACAAUUGCACUGGGAAGCGCUGUUGUAGCCGAUCUAUCAACCCGCGCCGAGCGAGGAAAGUAUAUUGGAUAUGCUGGAAUUGGAAUAGCACUAGGACCGACACUUGGCCCCGUUAUCGGUGGUUUAUUGGACCAUUUCCUGGGAUGGCGAUCCAUAUUUUGGUUUCUGGUCAUUCUAUCUGGUGUUUGCUUUGUGGUGAUCCUUGUUGUUUUUCCUGAGACAUGUCGAGCUGUCGUGGGGAAUGGGUCAGUGCCGCCAGCCCCGUGGAAUCGUCCACUGUGGACAUUAUUUGUACAAAAUUCACGAUUCCACGAACAAGGGACCGCCGAUUACUCCACCGUCCAGGAACUGAAGAAGCGCCCAAACCCAAUUUCAGCUCUCAUGUUAGCUAUGCAGAAGGAGAUGGGAUUAAUCCUAUUGUAUGGAUCCUUCUUGUUCGCAGGGUAUAUGGCUGUUAUUAGCACUUUGUCGACCGAGUUGGCGAGUCGAUUUGGGUUCAACUCUAUUCAAAUUGGACUGUGCUAUCUUCCCAUGGGGGUUGGAAGCAUCAGCUCCCGCUGGGUAGUUGGACAACUUAUGGACUGGAACUUCCGUCGCGAGGCACAGUUGCAAGGAAUGAUCAUCCACAAGAAUCGACAGCAGGAAAUCGAAAAAUUCGAUAUCGAGCGAGCACGCCUUGCGAUCACUCUCCCACUGAUUUAUUUGGCUAGUCUUUGCAUCAUAGGCUACGGCUGGGUAAUGCAAUAUCGCACUACGCUGGCGGGGCCCCCUUGUGAUGUUGUUCUUCACUGGUCUUACAACUACAAUGCUGCCACUGCUGCUGCAGCGAAUAACUUAUUUCGUUGUCUUAUGGGCGCUGGAGCCACAGCUAUUGCGUCCCCUCUAAUCAAAUCCAUCGGCAUUGGAUGGACAGCUACAUUCAUCGCUGGCCUCUGGGUGUUGGGAAGUCCUGCUCUAUGGGUUGUUUUCUAUCGGGGAUAUCGCUGGAGAAGAGAAAUUUCCGAUAAGCGGCAAGCAUCCGAGGGCUCAUCUGAGUUAUGA
Messenger RNA from Penicillium vulpinum, 1560 nucleotides. RefSeq lists its product as uncharacterized. Gene Ontology annotation, molecular function: transmembrane transporter activity. Bases 1 to 1560 code for a protein of 519 amino acids. Lineage: Eukaryota; Fungi; Ascomycota; Eurotiomycetes; Eurotiales; Aspergillaceae. The transcript is spliced from 3 exons. The record is from RefSeq and is a predicted model, not a curated record. Gene Ontology annotation, biological process: transmembrane transport.